This is a messenger RNA of Pogona vitticeps (central bearded dragon), 2832 nucleotides long. The record is from RefSeq and is a predicted model, not a curated record. NCBI's taxonomy places the organism in Eukaryota, Metazoa, Chordata, Lepidosauria, Squamata, Agamidae.
GUUUGCUAGCUGGCUGAGAGCCUUUGCACCUGCACAGAGUAGAGGGUCCUUCUUUCUGUGGUCUGGAGAUCUGGAUAAAGGGGUUAUUAUGCAGAACCUUCCUCGGACUAGCCGGCGUGUGUGCGGACUGACUUCAACCCUUGUGUGAGACCAGCUGUAGGCUGAAUGCUUUUUUCCUAAUGAACGCAAAACCUGGCUACUAUGGAUGAAUGGAAUGACAGUAACAACUUCAUCCAGAGGUUGGAUUUUUCAAGCUGUGGAGAAGACCCGGAGCUGGAAGAGGACCAUUGCAUCGAGGAGGAAGAGCCGAGACAUAUCACCCCACCAAAAAACUGGGAGUCCCAGAACUGGAGAGUGAAUUGUCCUGUUCCAGUUACCCCACAAAGGCAGCCAGAGGGUCUCUUGGCAGCUGUUUCAACCUCUUGGCCAAGUCCAACGAGGAAAGGCAAGGAAUCUCAAAGAAAGAAAGUCUCUCCUUUGAAGGAUUAUCCGGGGACCCCCCUGCAUUAUGUCACUUGGCAAAAGCUGCAGCUCUGUGACACCCCAAACACCCCAAAGAGUCUCUUGAGUAAGACAACCUUUCCUUCACCUGUGGGAAAAUACCCUCCGAAAGGGAUGAGAAAUCUGCGCUUCACUUCUUGCACCGAUCUUGAAGAUCCCGUUGCAGCUCCUUUGGUCAACAUUAACCCGUUUACACCCGAGUCCUAUCGGCAGAUGGUUUUCCAUCCCAGCGGCAAGAGGAAAGUGAGAGGGGAGCUGGAUGAUUCCAGCCAAAAAGGGGGUUCGAUGGAGCUGGGGUUGCCAGCCAAGAGAUUUCUCUUGCGAGAGAACAACAUGGUCUCCCGCUACAUGAAGGAGUUCCUGGAGUUGGAGAAAAUUGGUGUGGGGGAAUUUGGAUCCGUCUACAAAUGCAUCAAAAGGCUGGAUGGGUGCGUCUAUGCUAUCAAGCGUUCCAAGAGGCCUCUAGCUGGGUCCUCAGAUGAGCAAAUGGCUUUGCGAGAAGUUUAUGCCCAUGCAGUGCUUGGCCAUCAUCCCCACGUGGUGCGCUACUACUCUGCUUGGGCAGAAGAUGAUCACAUGAUCAUUCAGAAUGAACACUGCAAUGGAGGGAGCCUUCAGGAUGUGCUUUUGGAGAACUCAAAGACGGGGGAUUAUUUCAAAUCUCGCCAAGUGGAGCAAAAUAUUUUAAAUAAAUAUAAUUUUUGUUUUUCCCUAAUUAUAGGCAAUAUCUUUAUAUGCCACAAGCUGAUUGGACCUGCUGGUCAGGAGGAGAGUGACAGUGAAGAUGAUGGAUUUGCCUCUUCUAGUGUGGUGUAUAAAAUUGGGGACCUUGGGCACGUAACAUCCAUAACCAAUCCACAAGUGGAGGAGGGUGACUGCCGCUUCUUGGCCAAUGAAGUCUUGCAAGAGCAAUACUGCUAUCUGCCCAAGGCAGACAUUUUUGCCCUUGCUUUAACAAUCGCUCAAGCAGCAGGCUGUGGACCAUUGCCAGCCAACGAUACCAUGUGGCACCACAUCCGCAAGGGCAACCUGCCGUCAAUCCCUCAGCAGCUGUCACAUAGUUUUAUACAACUGCUCAAGCUUAUGAUUCAUCCUGACCCAGUGGCAAGGCCAUCCGCUAUGGCCCUCACCAAGCACCCUGUCCUCCGACCUUCUCUUGGGAAAGCUGCCCAGCUUCAGAAGCAGCUCAAUAUGGAGAGGUUCAAAACUGCCAUGCUUGAAAGGGAGCUGAGAGCAGCUCGCCUUGCCCAGACCUUUAAACAGGAUCAAUUUUUGGAAUGUGUCCGACCUCAAGGAUCUGGAACCCACUCAAAGCAAAAGAACAGCAAGAAACACCUGGUGGGUGGAAAAAGCACGCGGUCAUUCAGCUUCACUUCCACUGGCUGUUGAGGACCAAACUUUGCAGGUCUUUUGAAUUACUGAAGCAUAUAAUGGAGCAAAGACCUUACAAAUGACUUUUACCUGUGUCAUCAUGAAUAAUGCAAAUACAUUGGUUGUGUUUAAUAUCAACUGGCACAAUAUCAAUGUGUGUUCUAUUACAUUGCAGCAUCUCUUUCCAAGUCUGCCUAUCCUCCGGAUUUGACAUCUGUAACUGAGAUUGUGGUGAGGCCAUUAAAAGUGCAAUCAUAAUGCAGAGGGGCCAUGGCUGCUGCUUUAAAAAUAAUAUUUUUAAAACAUUAAUUGGUGUAUUUUCUCUCUUGGAUUCCUGAAAGAGCAUGUACCUUAAUUUCCUUUCUCUAGCUUUUCUGUUAGCCUACCUAUUUUUUUUAAAAAAACUUCUGUGUUCAUUAUUUAUUCAGGGGAAAAAGAUCUGGAAAUAAUUGCUGGAAGAAGUAUUUGAUAGGCAGCAGCUGGAAAAAGGAAAUUAAGCCAUCAGACUCUUUAGGUAGGACUAAGUUUUGAGUCCUAUCUAAAGGGCCAGGCAACAUAUCUAGAGCAAAAUAUAUUUUUAUGUAACAGUCCUAAUGAAGAAAAUCUUGAAAUUUAACUGAAUAGCACUGUUGAUAAUGGAUAUAAAGGAAAAAAGUAUGUUUUGGAAAGAGGUUGUUUGUCCGAUGCAACAGCAGGCAAGGUGUAGCCUGGCCUUGGGUGUAUUUUUUGGUCUAGAAUAAAGCCCCUGCUUUAUUCUUAAGCAGAUGGUGGAUGACUCACAUUAUCUGACAGGUAAAGGCUCUUUCUGACCAGUAAAUGCUCUUCUACUUAUAAACAUCUAGGGUGGGGACGGUUUUUUAAAGCACAGUGGAAGGGACGUAGAAAUGCUUUUUUAGAAUGCCAUCAUUUUCUGGGGAUUACAUUAUGUAAAGUGUUCCUAAUAAAAUAAAGUAAACCUUU